This is a messenger RNA of Pseudophryne corroboree (corroboree frog), 6268 nucleotides long. RefSeq names its product GULP PTB domain containing engulfment adaptor 1 (gene GULP1). Lineage: Eukaryota; Metazoa; Chordata; Amphibia; Anura; Myobatrachidae. The transcript is spliced from 13 exons. The record is from RefSeq and is a predicted model, not a curated record. Bases 203 to 1345 code for a protein of 380 amino acids.
GGCCCGGCGUGACGUCACGGGCUGGGCAUCUCACACUGAGCCGGUGGCGGCGGCGGCAGCAUCUCCUCUGCAGAGAGCGGGAUCCCUGACACAGCAUGAAAUACCAUUUAACUUCUCAUUUGGGCCAGGAAAAUAAAGCUGCUUUGAAAACAAGCGACUCACCAAAAGAAGAAUUCCAGCCUGAAGUUUUCUAAUAAGCACCAUGAACCGGGCAUUUAGCAGGAAGAAAGAUAAAUCCUGGAUGCACACCCCCGAAGCUUUAUCCAAACACUUCAUUGCCUACAAUGCUAAGUUCCUCGGGAGCACAGAGGUGGAACAGCCUAAAGGUACAGAAGUUGUGAGAGACGCCGUCAGAAAACUCAAGUUUGCGAGACAUAUCAAGAAAUCUGAAGGUCAGAAAACUCCAAAGGUUGAACUUCAAAUAUCUAUAUACGGCGUAAAGAUCCUUGAACCAAAAACAAAGGACGUCCUCCACAACUGCCAGCUACACCGGAUAUCGUUUUGCGCCGACGAUAAGACCGAUAAACGGAUUUUCACCUUCAUAUGCAAGGAUUCCGAGUCCAAUAAGCACUUGUGUUACGUGUUCGAUAGUGAGAAGUGUGCCGAGGAGAUAACGUUAACGAUUGGACAAGCUUUCGAUCUGGCAUACAGAAAGUUUCUCGAGUCCGGAGGGAAAGAUGUUGAAACGAGAAAGCAAAUAGCCGGACUGCAGAAAAGGAUUCAGGAGCUAGAGACAGAAAACACAGAACUGAAAUAUAAGGUGCAAGAUUUGGAGAACCAGUUAAGAAUCAGCGACAUAACGUCCUCACCUCUGCUGCACAUAAGGCCCAGUCAUGAACAAAGUAUGGCUGAGAGAUCCUCUACGUUUUUCUGGUGUAAUAAUGAAGCUUCGGUUCCGUGUUUAGAUAUCUGCUCUAUAGCUUUCACCCCCAUGAGUUCUCCUGACUCUAGACUACCGACAGGACUACAUCUAACGCCUCCACCUUCCAAAAACACUCAUCCAAAAUCUGACAGUGGAUGCAGCAUCCCGAGGCCUCGUGCUGGCAGUGUGACACCGAAAUCUCCCUCCACGGAUAUCUUCGACAUGGUACCCUUUACCUCAAUUUCCCCCGAGUCUACCACGCCUACGCGGAAUGGUACGCAGCCGCCACCGGUCCCCAACAGGUCAGCUGAGACAAAAAAAGAUCUAUUUGGAGCAGAACCGUUUGACCCGUUUUGCUGUGCAGUGGGGGAUUUUACACCUGACAUACAGUCCAAACUUGACGAGAUGCAGGAGGGGUUCAAAAUGGGACUAACUGUGGAAGGGACUGUGUUCUGUCUUGAUCCGGUUGACGAAAAAAGCUAAGACGAAGAAUACUGGAAAACUGUGGGACUUUACUGCUUUAUUUUACCUUGGGUGCCAAAGGAUGAAGAUAUUUUUUCAAAUUUGUUACAUUAGAACAGAGAUACUAUUUUUGAAGUUCAAUAGAGGAGACCGAUUAUCGACAACAAAAACUUAACCGGGAGAUGGCACAUGAUAUGUGGAGAACUAUUAACUUUUUUUCCUAUGCAGAAUAAUGAAUUCUAUUCCACAAAUACUGUUAUGAUGCCCAUUUAUGGUUUGAUUGUUUGUUCCGGCACAUUUCUGUGCUAAAAGUCACAAAAUGAUGAUGCUGGGUCAAUAAUCUCUACUACCAACCAUAGUACCUAUUUGUAUACAUUUUUACUGAUUUAAACAGAGCUUACUCAGAUUCGCACAUGUGGUUUUAUGACCAAUGGUUUUGUUUGAGGUUGCCUUCAUGUUCUUAAGUCAUUGUCUCUCUGUAAAUAUUAUUACAACAUUUUUCUACCGGGGGAAGAUACUGUUUUUUUCUGUUUGUACUCAGCGGCGCAUAGUACCGCCACCUUUUUGUGGGUAUCAUUUAAAAGUUUUAGGAGUAAUUUCGGAAUCAGGAAGAAAUCUGCAAAAUCAUCCCAGAAUGAAUACGAUAUGCAUCUGAAGAUUUGGAUAUUGUCAUUCAUAGCUACUCCCCUACAGCUAGCAAUAUUGCCUUGUAAUAUAGAAAACAUUCAUUUGUUUAUGCUACGUGCACCUAGCCUCUUGUGCUUAUUGGCCAUACGUGAAAAUGUUUUGUACAGUAUAUACACAAGUGUCAGACGUGCUUUUAUACAAGUAUACAUGAUAAAACGAAUCAUGGAAAUCGUAGGAUUUGAUAUGGUUUAUUCUCAUAGGAAACUGCACACAUUUAUAAACAAAUACAUUCUUUAUGAAUUCAUUUUUAAUAUUAGUGAACAAGUAAAAUAGGUAAUACAGGGUUUGGGCAGCUUAACUAUGUGAUAUUGGUGUAUAUUCAAUUACCCUAUUCAAUUGAGCCCUAUUCAAUGAGCGGCCAAAUCCGACUGUUGGAUUUGGCCGUUUCCGGUAUCCCGUCCUGCUGCUGCUGUCAGUGUCUGCCAGGUGCGCUGUCAGCGGCAGCUGGGGGGAGCUGUCAGCGGCGGCGGGGCGAGCUGUCAGCCGCGGCGGGGGUGCUGUAUUCAGGGGCCGGGGUGCGCUGCCGGGAGUGAGGAGCCUGGCCGGGGGGACGCCCUGCUCAAUCCGACUUUUUUUUUUAAGUCGGAUUGAGUUUGGCGGAAACUGGACCAAAACCUGUCGAAUUUGGUCCCGUUUCCGACAGAAGCACGUGGAUCGGCGGCUAUUCCGCCGAUCCACGUGCUUUCUGACAAGUCGAAUUCCCCGACUUGUCGAAACAAAAAGCCGGAGAUUGAAUAGGUCGGAACCCCUUCCGACCUGAAAAAGUCGAAAACUGACGUUUUUCCGACAAGACGGCAGUUUCGACACCAAUUGAAUAUGCAGUACCCCAUUGAUUUUUUUUUUUUUUUUUUUUAGAUAAUCACAGAAUUGUACUUUUUAUUUUAAUACUAUUAUAGGUCUAACAGUUAGGCAUAGAAAGCUUUCCUGCUGCUUGCCUAAGUGUCAUACGGGUCUAUUUACUAGGAGAGAGAUAAAGUAGCAGCCAAUCAGUUCCUAACUUCAUUUCUCAAACAUAGCCCAUGACAUGUCUGUUGGGAUCUAGUUGGCUGGUACUUUAUCCCCAUCCACUUUAUUUCUCUCCAAAGCUUAGUAAAUAGACCCCAUAUUAUUCUAUUUAUGUCUUGUAUAGUUUAAAUUAGAGUGUGGUUCGGUUCUCCAGAAAUCCAAAUGCACCCACAUUUUAUGGAUCUGAACUGAUCAAAACCUGGUCCGGAUCUCCCGAGGAGAUUUGAUCUGAACGGAGUCCUGGCAAACCUCCCAACAUUGCCAACUGAAGAAGAGGGACUCCUGCGCGCAUCUGUCCGAAAAGGGGGCAUGGCCUAAAUGAAAGGGGUAGGCCUCGCGGCAGUGCCACGAUCGCCAGCCACGCCCCCGUUUUGGUCACUAAAGGGGGUGUGAGCCGCUGGCAUGCCCUCUCUCCCUCUAUCUCCACUGAAUAGACGCUGUGCGCAUGCCGUCUCAUUUCUACUGAAGUUGCAGUAUUCCAGCGCCGGUUUUUUGGCCACGUUUUGUCCGCCACCGUUCUGACCGCCGCAUGCCUGAACGUAUCCCAAAACAAAGUAUACCAUGACAAAACAAUAAAUGUAAUCAACUUUAUAUAGUAUUCCGCAAUAUUGAAUUUUCACACUGCAUAUUUAAUGAAUACUGUACGUUGGGCCAUUGCUCAUUUUAAGGUCUGCAAUCUCCCCAGUAAAUUAUAUUAAAUAAAUCAUUUUACGGCACAGCUAGAGAACACAGCUCUAGUCUGUAAUUAAUUUAGAGACUUGUCCUUAAUCUCAGUUGCAAAAUACAUUUGUUUCAAAGCUUUCAUUUUAUGAUAUAGCGAACCAAUAAAAGUUAUAAAUACACUGAACACUUGUAAAACAAGACAAUGGGGGUCAUUCCGAGUUGAUCGUAGCUGUGCUAAAUUUAGCACAGCUACGAUCAUCUUCCCUGACAUGCGGGGGGACGCCCAGCACAGGGCUAGCCCACCCCGCAUGUCAGUCUGACCCCCCCCCCCCCCCCCACACACACACACACACACAAAUACAAAAGCAUCGCACAGAACUAUUCUGUUAUACUGUGACAUUUGCGCUGUGUACGAAGUGCUACGAUUGUGACUUUUUCUCGUAUCAAGUUCUGUUGUGAUUCCUCUGCGACUUUGUACGUGUUUGUAACUAAUUCCUGUGCAGCUACAGUCGCACCCAGUGUCUCUAGCUUCAAUGUGUCUAACAUGCACAAACUUUAAAGUAAAAGACUAUACACUACACCUCCCAGAGCGGCUCAGCCACGCCGGGCUUCUGACGCCGUAUAGCGUAUAAACACUAAGGGGGAGAUUCAAUUCUUUGAAAAGUCAGUUGGGUGUCUGGUUUUUCCUACCUAAUAGACAGGGGGGGGAAAAAACACCCAACCGACUUUUCAAACAUUUGAAAUCCCCCCUAAGAGUAUAAGGACACAUCUGUAUUUGACAUCCCAAGAUCAGAGUCCAAAAUGAAUGUAAAGAAGCCAGUAUACAUAAUUGAAUACUAAUCCAUACCUCCCAAGUUUUGUGUGAAGGGAGUCAGGACCAUCGCGUGGCGGAGCCGUGCGCGACUCGGUAAGGGGGAGUGGCCUUGGUCAGAAAGGGUGUUUCCUCACCCCGAGUGGGCGUGGUCUCGUCAAAAGGAUCCAUUUUCCAGCCUUUUGGGGGCGUGCCCAGUGUUCCCCUAGCAGCCGGGCAGCCCCUUACUCCCCUCCCAGCAUUCAAUAGAUGCCGUGCGCAUACUGUUUUCACUUGCUGUUUUGCAGAGCAGCGGGUGAUCUAAGCCUCCCACAGCUGCCUUCCCCUGCGCGCGGCACACUGCGACCCACAUGUGGGACAGUGUCUUAAUUGCGCUGGAAUCGGGACAGUUAGGAGGUAUUCUAGUCUGUAAUAUUACAUGUUCUAGUUUACGUGUGAAAUAUGGGCAUAUUCUACCACCACGUAGCGUGUGACCCUGUCAUGGGAGCUGAUUAGAUUUGCACCCCAGAAAUUGAAUGGUUUGCAGAGGUGUUGAGUCUUCAACCAGCGUAAAGUAGUCAGCAGCAUUUUUAGCAAGAUUAUGUUGCUUUCCAGGUAGAACAUUUUACCGGAUGCAGUAUGUUCAUAUCAGUCAUAGAUUGCUCAUACUGUACAUCUUCUUGCCUGAUCAAACGCAUUGUGAAAAGCAGUUAUAUUUCUGUAUGACCCAUUCACCAAUUUACCUGACUGGGCUAGCUUAUUUUACUUCUAUAGAGUUCUAUAACCCACUAGAAUCCUCUGUGUCUUGAUGUUUUAGCAUUAGCAGUUGUAAGCACAACAAUGCAUGUUAUACUCCCAGAACAAAUAUUCUGAAGCAGCACUCUAAUGGAUAAAUCAGGGGAGUUUUUAACGUAAGAGAAGAAAAUUGGUGUCUGCAAUUUUCCCUUAAUUUUCCCAUCAAGCUGAUUGAAGAUUUUGGGUUAGCAUGGCAACCACAGUCACACUGCACAUGAUGUACUGAAACACCCCCUCUGAGCUCUGUCUGCACGUCAUCCACCCCCCUCUGCCAUCACAUGACUAUGUCUGUGCAUGGUAGCCAUUUUUCUUGAGGAGAUGCGUACAUGCAGGAACAUGUACAGUACAGAUGCAUGGUUACUUUCAGUUACAAGUACUGUAAUUAACUUGCUAAUUAAAGAGAAUAGAUUAGUGACGCAUUGCUGUACAAAAUUUGAAAUUCACUUAAAAUAAUCAUAGUUUUAAAUGCGAUUAGACAUUUUACUAUUUUUUAACUUGUUCAUCAAUGCUGUAUAUAUAGUUCCCUGUUUCUGUUACAACAAAAUAUCAUACAUUAGUAACUAGAUUGUCUGUAUCUUAUUGUCACUUAAGAAGUCUUUAUAAAUUGUGUCAUACAGUAUUUUGGAAUUUGUAUUAUGGGAAUGAUUAAGUAGCCAUGGCGAUGGCUUUUUUUUACAAAUAGGAUUUGUAUUUUAUUGUACUUUAAACAUAAAUAAAAAAAAAAACAUAAUUUGCAUAUUUAGUGUUCGUUUACUAGAAACCGUAACACAGCAAUAUAUUCACAAUUUGCACAUGCUGACGCAUUAAUGUACAGUUUCAUGUGUUCCGGCAGCCAACGUGGUCAGUAUUAACAGUAUAUAUAUUCAGGAGACUGGAACUAAUAUGGGACUGGAGGACAAAUUGUGCUAAACUGCAUUUAUCUGUCAAAUAAGUCAUGUUUUGAUGUUUCAGAUUAUAUUAAUUCUAAGUAUCUCACUAAAUAAAGUUACAAACAUUUCCAAGUA